CGCUCAGCUCUUCCCUCUCCAGCUGCGUCCCGGUCCGCGCCGCCCGGGGUGCCCGGGAGCGAUGGGGUCGCUGCUGGCGCUCUUCCUUCUCCUAGGCUGGCUGCGCUGGAGCCCGGCGGGCGCCCAGCAGUCGGGAGAGUACUGCCACGGCUGGGUGGACGUGCAGGGCAACUACCACGAGGGCUUCCAGUGCCCGGAGGACUUCGACACGCUGGACGCCACCAUCUGCUGUGGCUCCUGUGCGCUGCGCUACUGCUGCGCCGCGGCCGACGCCAGGCUGGAGCAGGGCGGCUGCACCAACGACCGCGGCGAGCUGGAGCACCCGGGCAUCACCGCGCAGCCUGUCUACGUUCCCUUCCUGAUCGUCGGCUCCAUCUUCAUCGCCUUCAUCAUCCUGGGCUCUUUAGUGGCUAUUUAUUGCUGCACCUGCUUAAGACCCAAGGAGCCCUCACAGCAGCCAAUCCGCUUCUCACUCCGAAGUUAUCAGACAGAGACCCUGCCCAUGAUCUUGACCUCCACGAACCUCAGGGCGCCUUCCAGGCAGUCCAGCACGGCCACCAGCUCCAGCUCCACAGGGGGCUCCAUCCGCAGGUUCUCCUUUGCCAGGGCAGAGCCAGGCUGCCUGGUGCCCUCACCACCCCCGCCUUACACUACUGGCCACCCAAUUCAUCUGACCCAGCCAUCAGGUUUCCUGGUGUCACCCCAGUAUUUUGCUUACCCCCUCCAGCAGGAGCCCCCUCUACCAGGGAAGAGUUGUCCAGACUUCAGUUCCAGUUGACAGGCCACAGCCAUGAUCCAUGUAGUAUAAUGGCAGAUGAGUGGAGCUCUGCUGUCAUUGUCAUGAGCAGUUCUAAGGAAAUUUCCCCUGAACCUAGCGACGUCAUGGAGGAAAGUUCUGGGAAUAUCCAGAACUUCACAGUUAGAGUAUAACAUUCCCACCUCUGAUCACAGAAUGGCCAUGUUGGAUAAUUUCUUUCUGGCUUUGAAAACAUGGUUGCCAUUAUAUUUCAAUUUAUGCUACUUUUAUUCAAAAUAUGCAGCAGUUCAACUUUAAAAUUGCAGAUCGACUGACAGUGUUCAGGAGAACUCCAUUAUACCUUAGAAAAGGGCUACCUAUUCUUUUUUUCAUUAUAAGUUGUUUAGUGAUUUAUAAUGCAAGUAUAUACAUAAGUAAGCAAAGAAAAAUACCUGAUGAUAAUCAUAGAAGGUUCACUUAAAAAAUUAACUACUAAGUAAGCUAAGAGGACAACUUAUUUAUGAUUUUGGGAAUAACCUACCCAUGAAUAAUAUUAGCACCAUGAAAACUAUUAUUUUUUAAAUUAAUAAAUUUUGUUUAAAAUAUAAGAACCUUUUUAGAAUACAAGACUUCAAUAACCACAUGAGGAGUUUAAAGUCUUAGAUACUCAUUCAGAUACUCAUUGUCACACAGGUCUUCUAUACAAGCAGUUCUCCACCUACUCAAGGAAAUAUUUAUUGUAGACUUUUUGUUCAGCACCAUUUAGUGUUUAAAUGAAAGUUGGACAGUUGGGUCUUAAACACUUAUUUGUAAAAUGAGUUAUGUACAAAUGUAAAGACUUGUAAUUUAAUCUAUUUACUACAUAGACGGUACUAAUCACUUAAUAGUCACACUGUAAUUUUUCUGUUGAUAGUAACUGUGGAGUUCAAAGUCGCGUUAUGGGUUAUACUCAUCUAAUAUUACAUAUCUUAAGUGUUGCUGAAAUCCAUAUCUGUUGAUUGCAUAAUUGGACAUAGAUCCUGCUGGGUUAGAAUAAAUAAAAUAUUUUAUGUUUUUGUGAAAUCUAUUUGAAAUUUAGAUCAAAGUCCUCCAUUUUAGGAGUAUCAUUAUCUCCUUAAUGAUACUCUUUGCUAUUUAAGAAAAGGAAAUAUCUGUAUGUAACACAUCAUAUUUUGAAAUGAAAGAAAGAAGAUUCUACAUUGAAUUACAUUAAAAUGCUAUUUUCUGCAUCUGGGCUCAUGAAAGCAGCAAAGGAAGUGAAUUUCUGUAGCGAUAUCAGCCUGUGGGGUAUAUACAGACCUCAGAUGUGUCAUUUGGCUUGCUUAGCUCUAGCAAUUAGGACAUUUCAAUAAGAAACUGAAGUUUUGACUGCUUGUAUCACAGAGAUGAUGUGGCACCAAGACUGCCCUGGGGUCAGGACAGCCCCUUUCAGAAAGAAGCCUUAUCCUUGGCCACCUGCCUACCUGGUCCUUCCUCUCAUCCAUCUUAGUGUUGUCAUCUAGCUAACCUCUGCCCUUGCAGGUUUAUAUGAAUUCACAUUAUCACGUGUCACCAUCAACAGCUCUUAUCAGAUGCAACUAGAGGUAAAAUUCUGAGUCUUGCUUC
Talpa occidentalis (Iberian mole) is the source of this 2341-nucleotide messenger RNA. RefSeq names its product shisa family member 3 (gene SHISA3). The coding region runs from base 62 to 778 and encodes 238 amino acids. The transcript is spliced from 2 exons. Lineage: Eukaryota; Metazoa; Chordata; Mammalia; Eulipotyphla; Talpidae. The record is from RefSeq and is a predicted model, not a curated record.